AUUCUUACUGGUUUUGAUUCUUUUGAAUAACCAAAGUUGUUAACUCGGUAUCUGAAGAAAGCUCAGUCUACAUUACAAGUCUAAAUAACAACUUAUAUACAGAAAAACAUAUUAUAUUAUAUAUAUAAUUCUAUGUAUACUCAGUUUGGACAUCAUGGACCACAAACAGUCCGACCUGCGGGGGGACCAGGUCAUCACCCUGGACAUCAUCAGGGACACCUUCCUGUGCAUCAACAGCCUCAUCAACAUUUACACCAUCAGCCUCAACCACAUCAACAACAACAACCAUCAACGAUGCAUCUCCACCGCCAUCAUCAGGCGCCACAACAAUCACAACAAUCUCAACAACAACAACAACAACAACCUUAUGUUACAGGACCUGUGAUUAAUCAGUACAAUAAUCGUAAUCCUGGACCAGGUGGAACAAACAUUCAGUACAAUGCCAAUGGCUCCGGUACACCAAUCAACAGUUACAAUGGAUCAAUGACUGUUAACUCUAGAGGUUAUAUGCCAAUUAAUUCAUCGCAAGAUCAAAAAGCAACGCUUCAACAGCAAACUCUUCAGCAACCUCAUCCACAACAACAAUACCAACAACCUCAUCAACAAUCACAUCAACAACCACAUCAACAAUCUCAUCCUGUAAUUCAUCAGCAACUUCAUCAACAACCUCACCAACAACUUCACCAACAAAUUCAUCCACAAUCUCACCAGCAACCUCAUCAACAUCAACAUCAACACAUGCAUCAUCAACCUCAACCACAUCAACAACAACCAUCAUCGAUGCAUCUUCACCGCCAUCACCAGGCACAACAACCACAACCACAACAACAACAACCUUACAUUGCAGGACCUGUGAUUAAUCAGUACAAUAGUCGGAAUGGACAAGGCGGAACAAACAUUCAAUACAAUGCUAAUCCAAAUUCGGGUACACCAAUCAACAGUUAUAAUGGAUCAAUGACUGUUGAUUCCAGAGGUUACAUGCCAAUGAAUGCAUCUCAAUAUCAAAAGCCAGCUCUUCAACAACAAACCCAUCAACAACCGAUUCAACAACAACCUUACCAACAACCCCAUCAACAAUCUCAUCCUGUAAUUCACCCACAAAUUCACCAACAAUCUCACCCUCAACCUCACCAACAACCCCAUCAACCACCUCUCCAACAACCACAUCCCCAACCUCACCAACAACCUCUCCAACAACACCAACAUCCCCACAUGCAUCAACCUCAAUCCCAUCAACAGCCAUCAUCAAUGCAUCUCCAUCGCCACCACCAAGCACAACAACCUCAACAACCACAGCAACAACAACCUUACAUUACCGGACCUGUGAUUAAUCAGUAUAAUAAUCGAAAUUCUGGACAAGGUGGAACCAACAUUCAAUACAAUCAACAUUUACCUAUUCCCGGUAAUCCAACACCACCGUUGACACCAGCGUCUGGAAUGCAGCAACCCUAUCCUGCCGAUAUCAAGCCUAACUUCACUGCCAACGGCAACGCUGGUCCUGGUUUAAUGAAUGGUGUAGGUGGUCCAGUAACUCCUGGUCCAUGUCCAACGACAAUGGUUGGUGGUAUGAGUAUGGAUAUUAAACCUACUCUUCCUAUUCCUUCCAAAGAUGACGAAAUUCGUUUAACUUUACCCCUUCGAGAUGGAACUUUAUUACAACCUUUUCGUCUUCCUCACAAUGACUGUGUUAGCAAUGUUGAAUUUGAACUUAAAAAUGAUCUUUACAAUUCUCUUACAACACGUCCCGAUUUUGAAGUACAGUUAAAGUGUUUUCAACAUCAAGAUGCAUUAAUGCAGCCAAACUGGCCGCCAUCAGACUGUGCAAUAUCUGUUAAUAAUCAUCCAUUAAUUAUUCAUGCUAGUGAAGUUCAAAGACCACUCAAUUUAAGAUCUGUUUGCCGGCCUGGUCGUAAUACAAUUACAAUUACUGUGUCUAGUUGCUGCUGUUCACAUUUAUUUACCUUACAAAUCGUCCAUAGACCAACAUUAAACAGCGCCAUUCAAAGUAUUGUGUCAAAAAAACUCAUUAAUCCAGAUAUUGCUAUUGAAAAGAUUAAACGCAACUUUUCAAAUAACCGAUUUAUCAACAAUUCAACCUACUCUUGUAUUAGGACACCUCCGAUUACUCCGGUUGAUGAUUGUUCCGGAAUUGAACCAACGACCAUUAAAGUAUCACUAAAAUGUCCCAUAAGUCGUAAAAUAAUAUCUUUUCCUGCGCGCGGCUCUGAAUGUAAACAUAUUCAGUGUUUUGACCUGGAAAGUUAUUUAAUCAUGAAUGCUGAAAGAUCCAGAUGGAAAUGUCCAAUAUGUGAUAAUUACGUUAAUUUUGACAACAUUGAAAUUGAUCAAUUUAUUUGGGGUAUUUUAUCAAACAUGACUAAACACAGUCCUGGUGCUGAAGAGAUAGCAAUUGAAGCUGGAGGCACUUGGAAAUUUGUCGCGUCUAAAGAAAGUUCAACAAGUAUGGCAGUAUUGAAUCAUAAUCAACGUUUCAAAGAGGAACCUGAUUCUACUGGAUCUCAUUGCAUUACAUCAACUUCCAUGGCCAUUGCUGCCAACAACAACAACAACAGUAUCAACAACAGCAACACCAAUACUAGUGCGGUUACUAAAAAGAAUAAUAAACGUUUGAAGGCAAUGUCACCAACUAGUUCAUCAAUGCCACCAACCUCUAAUUCUUGGGAAAUGGGACAAGGACUAGCAGCUACAAACGUUGUUCCUACAAGUUUACCGAGAGGAGUAAUAGGAUCAUCUGGCACAAGUUUAACCGCCACUGGGCCAGGUUACCCACCGUCAUUAACCGGUAUUUCCGAGAUGCAAAAUGGUUCACCAUUUGAUUUUCAACCUACAGGUAAUGAAUAUGGUACAAUCCCUCAUCUGCCCAACUCCAUUUCAUCAACAUCUGACAAUCCUCUUGAUCCAUUGGCGGCUAUGGAGAAAACAUUAUCACAACAUGACUUUGCUUCUCAUAGUGAAAAUUUUUCAAAUAUAAAUAGUAUUAAUCAUAAUCAUAAAUCACCUCAAAACCACCAUAAUCAUAUGAACCACCACCAAUCAAGCCUCAUCCUCAUCCUCAUCCUCCCUCAUCAACAACAACAACAACAACAGCAGCAGCAACAGCAGCAGCAACAACAACAGCAACAACAAUCACAGCAACAAAAUCUUCAUCCGCAAUCACAUCAGCACCCACCUCAUCAGCAAUCUUCUCAUCAAUCUCAUUCUCAUCCUCAGCAUACGUCGAGUGCACCAACAUCUCAGCAAAAUAAUCAAUCGCAACAGUCUGUCGGACAAUCCAACCAAUCUCAGAAUCAAUCUCAGUCAUCUGAUUCUGUUUCCAUCUCUCAAAAUUGUUCCUCUUUGAGCUCCAAUAGCUCCAACAAUGGUUCCAACGGUUCAUUAUCAUCAAUACCUAAUGGACCGCACACUCCGCAUACACCUCACACUCCUCAUACCCCACACACACCAAGUAACAUGGGUCCACCGUCAGUGAGCAGUGCAAAUGUAACUCCCAACUCAAAUGGUGAUCCAGUCAACAAUAAUCCGGGAAGCAAUGCAAGCAAUUCAAGUAGCCAUAGUGGUAACAACAACAAUUCAAUUAAUACCGAUCUUGGUGAUCUCAAUUUUGAUCCUGCUGCCGUCAUCGAUGGCGAAGGACAAGGACAAGAAGGACUUAAUCUUUUGCCUGAAAACAUUGUUGAUCCAAUGGAGAUUUUAUCAUACCUGGAUACCCCAGAAACAACAGCUUCCCUCGCUAUGACAUCAUCGACAAGUUCAUCAUCUAGUAGUAAUUUACUUAAUUCAAGUUCAUUACCAUCAACAAACUUAUCAUCUGACAAUGACGAUAUACUUUCCUUCCUCGAAACAUGAGCUUAGUUUCGAACGGAUGAAAUGUAAAUCUUGGCCAGUAUUUUCCACUGUACAAAUUAUAAAUUAUAAAGAAUCGUUGAAAGCAAACCCAAACAAAGAUGCAUCGGAAAGACACUCAAGCUGCAUGCCCUUUAAUCUGGAGUUAUUGAACAGCAAGAGAUUUUAUCGGAUAACUUGCAAAGAUUUUUUUCCCCUUGUAAAUGUAUAAAUAAUAUUAUGAAUGGAAUGCUAAAAACGAAAAAACGUUUCCACUUUGACAGUGAGAUGCAUGUUCAAUGUUUUUUUUUGUUGGUCCAGAACAGAGUCCAAACACAUUGAAAAGACAAUUAAACUUCUGCAAAGUAAAUAAAAUUACAAAAUUGGCAACCAUCGAAAUUUGAACCUUUUCAUCGAUAACUUAUUAUCAAAAAACAAUUGGUCGCAACUGUGCUUUUAACAAGAAAAAAGAAACAAAUAAAUGAAAGCAUUUAAAACACUAACGACUCUCUCAAGUUGAAACAACUAAGUAAAUAAUGAUGAACAACAUUGUCAUUAUCAUCAUUACCACCAUCCUGAACAUCAUCAUGAUCACCAUCUUCACUAUCAUCAUCCUCAUGAACAUUAUCAAGAAAUCAUCUUUAUCACAAUCGUCAUAAUCAUUCCCCCUGCCGCUGCUGUUGUCGCUGUUAAUUUUGUUAUUGAAAAUAAAAAAAGCAUGAAGGCCAUUGAUGGUUUAUCAUUUUGCUGAUGUAAAUAUAUAAAUAUAUGUGUACAUCUAACUCUUUCCCAACCUUUCUUCCCUCCCUCACUCUCUCUCUCUCAUUGCUGCUCUUAAUGUCAACAAUAUUUCGAGCUAUUCUUCAGCUGAUAUAAAUAUAAAUAUAUUUAUAAAGAAAUAUAUAUUUUUCCUCUCUUUACCGAGCGAUGGACGAAUCAUUGUUAAGAGGACAAGAUUGUUUUUUUCGUUUCACUUUCUCGAUGUUCACCAGCCAUCUUUAAACAUCUCUUCAAGUCCCGUCAUGGAAGCAACGUAACAUUUCAAACAAACCAACACGCACAUACAACACCAAUAACAACAAAACAGUGUUCUGAAAAUUUGGUGUAAAGAGAGGAGCAAGAUGGUGAUUCGUCUAAAGUAAAAAGCUUGACAAAAGAUGUGUGUAUAUAUUUAUAUACAUCUGUAUCUAUAUAUAGCCAUGCAUGUAUAUAUAUACAAAUAUAAAGAGGUAUAUAUAUUUGUGUGUCUGUAUUAAGGAGAGUGUCAAAAGGAUAAGCAGAGAGUUUAAGAUGAAUUAAGGAGCAAAAAAGAAGCAGCUAAAGCAAGAAAAGUAAGGACAAAGAAGGAGUAGCAGAAGGCAAUCAAAGAAGCAAAAAGAAGGCGAACAAGAAAGAAAAGAAAGACUCGAGAGAUGAAUUUAAGGGAGCAAAAGUAUCAACCAUUACGCCGGGUGUUUUUUUCAUCAUCUUGUUGCUCUUAUCAUUAUCUUAAAAAGCCAAACGUGUUUUGAGUCGCGCGUCAUUGCGCUCGCGCGUCGUUGAUGAUACAAUAAAUGGAGGGAGGCAGGAAGAGAGUUGAGGUCACCGGCACAAAUGGUUCUUAAGAAAGUCGCAAGACGGAAGGAAGACGAUAUAUAUACACACACUUUAUUUAUAUACAUACGUUGUAUAUGAAAGACUGGAGCAAUAGCGCAACAAAAAAGGAGCAAAAAUUUGAAGAUGAAUAAACGCUUGUAAUGAAGGUUCAUCAAGUGGUGAUCUGGAUUCUUUUUGGUGGAUAACAAGUUAUCUUCAUUUUUUUCUGGUUCCAUCAUUACACCCUAACAAUGCAGCUGACUCGAUGUAUAUAUUUGGUGCAAACAUGAAAACAAUAUAUGCAAAGUAUUCAUUUUUUGUUUCUCCUUCAUCCUUGAUCUCAACUUAAAACUGAUACCAUACAACAGGCAAAGGACAAAUGUCGAGAGCUUUUCAUUUCUCCAAUGUGUUCACUUUUCAUUCGCAAUUGGAUUGGUGAAGUUGAUGAAAGAGG
Messenger RNA from Tetranychus urticae (two-spotted spider mite), 5872 nucleotides. RefSeq names its product Zinc finger MIZ domain-containing protein tonalli (gene tna). Gene Ontology annotation, cellular component: chromatin. NCBI's taxonomy places the organism in Eukaryota, Metazoa, Arthropoda, Arachnida, Trombidiformes, Tetranychidae. The record is from RefSeq and is a predicted model, not a curated record. Gene Ontology annotation, molecular function: SUMO ligase activity; zinc ion binding. Gene Ontology annotation, biological process: regulation of transcription by RNA polymerase II; protein sumoylation.